AUGUUCACGCCUAUCGAGACUACCAUCGGCGCCUUGCUGUUACAUCAAGCAACUAGCAACCUUCUCUAUCAGAAUGGCGAUAUUCUGGGCGCCAGCGGCUAUCUACGCAGAUUGUUCUCUGCGCCUACGAAAGAACUGCUCGCCUUCUUCACUGGCAUGGCUGCCAGCUACGUGCCACUGAAGGCACUAGCGCCACAAUUGAUUACCGAAUAUCCUGCUGUACAGAUCAGCCCACAAACUGCUGUUGUGACAGUAGCGAUCGGUGCUCUGGUAGGAUGGGGGACUAAGAUGUCAAAUGGAUGUACUUCUGGACACAUGCUGUGCGGUCUCUCCAGACUGAGUGGUCGCUCAGCAAUCGCUGUCGCUACGUUCUUCCCCACGGCGGUCAUAACCCGUCAUCUCGCUCACCCAAGCCUAUCGACCUCGGUAUGCUCCGGCAGUGCACCAUGCUACACACCCGUAUACCCAUCCCCGGAGACAACGGUGUCCCUUUUCGUGCUUGCUGUGUUCAGCACACUUGCUGCCCGAACGAUACCUGGACUUGUGGCCCAGGCCACAGUUUCGCCCACCACCAAAGACACCAAACAACAGCCCACUGACACGCACACUGCUGCUCGCCUUGUCACACAAGCCUUCUCGGGUCUUCUCUUUGCUCUCGGUCUCCACGUCUCGCAGAUGGCGCAUCCCGACAAAGUUGCAGCUUUCCUCGCUUUCCCGAACUUGCAACACUGGGAUCCGUCGCUUGCUCUAGUCAUACUCUUCGGCGUCUUGCCUAAUCUGAUUGAGAACCAGAUGAAAGGCUUUGACAGCUCACCAUCGUUUGCCGACAAGUUCUCGCUGCCUACGAAGACGUUAAAAGAUGUUGACAAAAGAUUCGUCAUGGGGGCUGCGGCUUUUGGUAUUGGCUGGGGCUUGACGGGAACGUGUCCUGGUCCGGCGGUGCUUCGAGUUUUCUUCCAGCCGGUUUGGGGAGUCCUGUGGAUCGGUGGGUUCUGGCUUGGAGGCAAACUGAGCAUAUAA
Molecule: messenger RNA, 1020 nt
Organism: Alternaria atra
Lineage: Eukaryota; Fungi; Ascomycota; Dothideomycetes; Pleosporales; Pleosporaceae
Exons: 2
Coding region: 1-1020 (339 amino acids)
Cellular component (GO): plasma membrane
Source: RefSeq, a predicted model, not a curated record